AUUGCGGGAAACAACGAUAUAUUCUGACAGCCAAGAUGUCUGGUUUUGACGAUGUUGGUGUUUUCUUUUCUGAUAAUUUUGGGUCCGAAGAUCACCCUGAUGAAAGUCAGAUUAACAGACAGCAAGUGAAGAAACGGUUCAAGGAUUUCAUUCGUCAGUUUCACGAGGGAAACUUUUCCUACAUUUACAGAGAUCAGCUGAAGAGACAUUAUAACCUGGGACAAUAUUGGCUGGAAAUUACACUUGAAGAUCUGAGCAGUUUUGAUGAAAACCUUGCCGAAAAGUUACUCAAAGUACCCACAGAGCAUUUGCCAUUGUUUGAAGAUGCUGCAAAGGAAGUCGCUGAUGAAAUCACUCAGCCACGACCAGAGGGCGAGGAGGAAGUGCAGGAUAUCCAGGUCAUGUUGUCGUCGGCAGCUAAUCCAUGUGGCAUCAGGAAUCUCAAGUCCAAUGAAAUGUCAAGACUUGUGAAGAUCCCCGGUAUUGUGAUAGCCGCCUCAGCAAUUCGUGCCAAGGCGACCCGUCUGUCCAUCCAGUGCAGAAGUUGCCGAAAUAUGAUCAACAACAUCCCAGUGAAGCCUGGUCUGGAGGGAUACCCACUACCCAGGAAGUGUAACACUGAGCAAGCAGGCCGGCCCAAAUGCCCCGUGGAUCCAUACUUCAUAAUCCCAGACAAAUGUCGCUGCGUGGAUUUCCAGACCCUCAAGCUACAGGAAACGCCCGAGGAUGUGCCCAAUGGGGAACUCCCUCGCCACAUGCAGCUCUUCUGUGACAGAUACCUGUGUGAAAAGGCUGUACCAGGGAACAGAGUCACUGUCAUGGGCAUUUAUUCCAUCAAGAAAACUGCUAAACCCACCAAGAGUUCCGCCAGAGAUAAAGUCAAUGUGGGAAUCCGUCUGCCGUACUUCCGUGUAGUGGGCAUUCAGGUGGACACGGAAGGGGCGGGGCGAAGCACAGGAACACCUGUCACUCCGUUAGAGGAAGAUGAAUUCCAACGUCUGGCUGCCACACCAAAUAUCUUUGAGACGAUAGCCAAGAGUGUGGCGCCCUCAAUUUUUGGAAGCAUAGACAUUAAGAAAGCCAUAGCUUGCCUUCUGUUUGGUGGAUCAAGGAAAAGAUUGCCUGACGGCCUGUGUCGUCGUGGGGAUAUCAACCUCCUGUUGCUAGGGGACCCAGGUACAGCUAAGAGUCAGCUGCUGAAGUUUGUGGAACGAUGUUCUCCUAUUGGGGUGUAUACAUCGGGUAAAGGAAGCAGUGCUGCUGGGUUAACAGCGUCCGUCAUUAGGGACCCAGCCUCGCGUAAUUUCAUCAUGGAGGGAGGAGCUAUGGUGCUGGCAGAUGGGGGUGUGGUUUGCAUUGAUGAGUUUGACAAAAUGAGAGAGGAUGACAGGGUGGCCAUUCAUGAGGCAAUGGAGCAGCAGACCAUCUCUAUAGCUAAGGCUGGGAUCACAACAACCUUGAACUCGCGCUGCUCUGUACUGGCUGCAGCCAACAGUGUGUUUGGGAGGUGGGACGACACCAAGGGAGAAGAGAACAUAGACUUUAUGCCAACCAUUUUGUCUCGUUUUGACAUGAUUUUCAUCGUCAAAGAUGAGCAUGAUGAAAAAAGGGACACAGUACUGGCCAAGCAUGUAAUGAAUGUCCAUUUAAACUCCCUGCAAACAACAGAAGAGCCAGCUGAAGGGGAACUUGGCCUGAACUUACUGAAAAAAUUCAUUGCCUACGUUAGAGGAAAAUGUGGACCUAGACUGUCUGCAGAGGCUGCUGAGAAGUUAAAGAAUCGCUACGUCUUGAUGAGAAACGGAGCCGGGGAGUAUGAGCGUGAGACAGGGAAGAAAGUCAGCAUCCCUAUUACUGUCAGACAACUGGAAGCCAUCAUUCGUAUUUCUGAGUCUCUCGCCAAAAUGAGGCUGGCCCCAUUCGCCACAGAGGCUGAUGUGGAUGAAGCACUUCGUCUGUUUCAGGUGUCCACACUUGAUGCAGCAACCUCCGGAAAUUUGGCAGGUGCUGAGGGUUUCACCACUGAAGAAGAUCAGGAGAUGAUUAGCCGGAUAGAGAAACAGCUGAAGAGAAGGUUUGUGAUCGGCUCUCAAGUCUCGGAACACGCCAUUGUCCAGGACUUCCUGCGUCAGAAAUAUCCUGAGCGAGCAAUCUUCAAAGUUAUUCACUUUAUGUUGAGAAGGGGUGAGAUUCAGCACAGGAUGCAGAGAAAAAUGUUAUACAGAGUGAAAUAAGGACAGUGCUGUGUGGAGAUAUGAUGCAUUCUUAGGAAAUAAAUACGACAUUUUUACAAAGUAAACAACCAACUUUCCAGCGACUUAUAUGUAUAUUUUAGCUGAAUAAACCCUGUUUUAGAUGACUUCCUUUGUAUGGACUGACUGAUCCAUCUUGUACAAGAUUUGGAAAUCUCUUUCUUGGGAAUGGCGGUAGAUAUCAAGUAGUGCAUGACUAAACAGUUGUAAUCAGGGAUUUCUCAUACGCUGGGAACUAUGUGGCAGUCGUGGUGUACUAGCUUAACAAAUUCACGUGGGAAUAAGGGAUGAACUAGAUGUACACAGGGGAGCAUGUGACAAUUUGUACAUAGUGCAAGCUUAACGCUUUCAGUGACACAUUUUUGUAGAGAAGUAAUUUGUAUCGUUCAUUAUAUCAUAUGCCAUAGAAACGAUAAUUGGAUCGGUAAAUUAAAUUCUA
Molecule: messenger RNA, 2691 nt
Organism: Liolophura sinensis
Lineage: Eukaryota; Metazoa; Mollusca; Polyplacophora; Chitonida; Chitonidae
Product: DNA replication licensing factor mcm5-like
Exons: 16
Coding region: 36-2234 (732 amino acids)
Biological process (GO): double-strand break repair via break-induced replication; DNA replication; DNA replication initiation
Cellular component (GO): nucleus; MCM complex
Molecular function (GO): ATP binding; single-stranded DNA binding; DNA replication origin binding
Source: RefSeq, a predicted model, not a curated record